Salmo salar (Atlantic salmon) is the source of this 793-nucleotide messenger RNA. NCBI's taxonomy places the organism in Eukaryota, Metazoa, Chordata, Actinopteri, Salmoniformes, Salmonidae. The record is from RefSeq and is a predicted model, not a curated record.
CAGAGCUACACAAUUGAAACAUGCACAAGUCAUACCAACCACUGAAACCUGCAACGAACAAGUACCUGCAGAAGAAAUGGGACCAGACCAGAUAUGAGGAGCAUAGGAAUAAGCUGAGUACGGCCAGGCCCAUUGUGGACACUAAAGGCAUUAGAACACCUGCACAUGUUCAGCUGAAACUCAAGAAACUCCAGUUACAAGAUGAGAGGCUGGUCACCAUCGAGAGAGAUAACCGUCUCCUGUCCUCCAAGCUGUCUGACAUCGUGCGGUCCAAAGGUCUGGUCGACCACAGGAACCAUUAUCCCGAGAGAAGUCUGAACGCUGAGAAGAGGAGGGAUGAGCUGCUGCAGGUGACUAAUCAGAACCAGGCCAUCUACCAGCGAAUCACGGCCCGUGAAUCUGACUACCGUCGCCAGCUCUGGUUGGACGACUGGGAGAGGGUGCUGCGCAGACGUGAUGACAUCGCUCGUUACCCUCGUGCUGUCGCCAACAAACAGGCUCGGGAGAAGUGAAGGUGGAAUCAUAUGUCCUCCGAAACAUGUUACUCGCCUAACCGUGCUCCUUAACAUCCGCCAGCUUAACCCAGAAGCCAGCCACACCAAUGUGUCGGAGGAAACACUGUUCAACUGGCGACCGGGGUCAGCCCACAGGUACCCGGCCCACCACAACGAGUCGCUAUAGCCCGAUGAGCAUUGGCCAACUACAAGAAACGUCUGACCUCUGUGAUUGCCAACAAGGGUUUUGCCACCAAGUACUAAGUCAUGUUUUGCAGAGGGGUCAAAUACUUAUUUCC